CAUUUCCUGUCAUUUAAAUGAAAGCAAACACGUUUUUAUAUCUUGAAAUAAAACUGUCAACUCAGCUUAAACGAAACAAAGUUAGCCAUUUAAAUCAGCUCAAGCAGGUUCUCAGGAAGAAUACCUGAGCGGGGUUUGGUGUUUCUGACGCAUUUUACGUCACACCAGACACCAGCCAAUCACGUUCCUGAGAAGCUACCUGGCCUGUCCACCUGUUCAUCACAGAAGGCUGCGGCGCAGAGGGAGGAGGUCCGCGAGGCGUGAGAUGCGGUUUAAACCAUUUAAAUGUGGAUUCUUGUUGGUUCUGGCCGGCUUUGUGUCGCUGUCCUGGAUCCGCUCGGUUCCCGGUGAUGGAGUACCGGAUCUGAAGACCCUGUACAAGAGGCUUUUGGUGGCUGAGGAGCUGGGGGGGCAGGUCAGCAAAGAUCUCAGCAGCAUCCUGGGUGAGCUGGUGAACAUGUCAAGAGCUGCCAACAUCAGCAACCCAUUCACUAACUUCUCCAACAACACCAUCUGCAGGGAGAAGCAGCUGAGAGGGAAUUCAAGCCAGCACACCUUCCCUCAAGCCAACAUUUACCUGUACAUGCCUCACCUGAGACAGCACCCAGACAGCCUUGUUCCAAAUGUAGUGCUGGGAAAGGCCCGCCGUGGAGUAUCCAUGGUCCUGGGGAUUCCCACGGUGAAGCGGCAGAAGCAAAGUUACCUUCUCAACACUCUCAGCUCUUUGCUCUCCAGCCUGUCCUCCUCACAAAGCCUGGAUCUCCUCAUCAUCGUCUUUGUUGCUGAGUCAGACUCAGACUAUGUGGGCAGAGUGGCCCGGAUCAUCGUGGAGAGAUUUCCAAAGGAGGUGGAGUCCGGUUUGAUAGAGGUCAUCUCACCUUCACAGCAUUACUACCCCAACUUCAACACCCUCAAAGAGACGUUUGGAGACUCCAAGAACAGAGUCAAAUGGAGAACAAAGCAGAACUUGGACUACAGCUUCCUCAUGCUGUAUGCUCAGGACAGAGGAACCUAUUAUGUUCAGUUAGAAGACGACAUUGUGGCAAAGGCUGGAUAUUACAGCGACAUGAAGACCUUCACCACCCAAACGGCUUCAGACGAAUGGCUGUACCUGGAAUUCUCCCAACUCGGAUUCAUAGGCAAAAUGUUCAAGACUCAUGACCUGCCAAUGAUUGCAGAGUUCUUCCUAAUGUUCCACAAAGACAAACCCAUUGACUGGUUGUUGGACCACCUUCUGUGGGUGAAGGUUUGCAACCCUGAGAAAGAUAACAAAGACUGUGAGCAACAGAAAAACCGGCUGAAGCAGAGAUACAAACCGUCUCUCUUCCAGCAUGUUGGCCUUCACUCCUCCCUGCCUGGAAAAGUUCAGCACUUGAAGGACAAGGACUUUGACAAACAACCAUUGUUCCGGCCCCACCAAAACCCUCCAGCCGAGCUGAGCAGUAGCCUGAAGCAUUACCAGCAGCACAGCCUCAGCAGACUUUACCAGGGAGAAGACUUCCUGUGGGCGUUAACUCCAGUCAAAGGAGACUACAUCCUCUUCGUCUUCCACCAACCCAUCCAUGUCAAAGGGUUCCUGUUUCGUACUGGAAACAUCAAGACAAAUGGAGAUAAACUCUACAAUGCUACAGUGGAAGUGCUGCCCAGCAAUACCACAGCAAAGACCCAGAUGGUCUCUAGCUCCUCCUCAAAAUACAGAGAAUCAGACGACGGCUUCAUCAUUGUUGGUGUGUUUGAGAAUGGAGAAACUGAAGGUAGAAUUGAAGAGCAGUUGCAGCCAGUCUCAGCGCUACGUUUGGUGGUUCACUCCAACUCUGACUUCUGGGCUCUGCUGAAUGAGGUCUUUAUCGAAACCUGAAGGACUUGGAGGGGCACCUGUUUGCCUCCAGCUGGAUGCACAGCUCCCCCCGCUGGAUGAAGACCUUUAAUUCAGGACUUCUGGUUUUGUGACAUAUGAAGGAAUUUAAUCACCUGUGUCAGAAAUCAGGGUAAAUAAGGUUCUUCCAACAGCGGUGUCAGGCACUGACUGAACAAGCAAGGGUUAAAGGCCACCUGAGACACUCCACCUAGUGAUGGCACCAUUCCUGAUCUGCACUGUUUCUAUGUUCUAUCAAUAAAGAAAUAUAUUCUGUA
Messenger RNA from Nothobranchius furzeri (turquoise killifish), 2133 nucleotides. Its product is annotated as alpha-1,3-mannosyl-glycoprotein 4-beta-N-acetylglucosaminyltransferase A. Gene Ontology annotation, biological process: protein N-linked glycosylation. Gene Ontology annotation, molecular function: acetylglucosaminyltransferase activity. Lineage: Eukaryota; Metazoa; Chordata; Actinopteri; Cyprinodontiformes; Nothobranchiidae. Gene Ontology annotation, cellular component: endoplasmic reticulum-Golgi intermediate compartment; Golgi stack; endoplasmic reticulum. The record is from RefSeq and is a predicted model, not a curated record.